AUGGCCAUCAUCUUACAAAUGAUGCAACUGAGACCUACAGGGGGGAGUGGGCUCUCUAAAGUCAGACAGCAGGAAGAACUGAACAGAUUGCAGAAUCCUCUAGAACAAGUUAAUGAUGGAAAAUAUUUAUUUGAAAAUCAUCAGCUGGCCAUGGAUGUGGAGAAUAAUAUUGAAAAAUAUCCCCUCAAUCUACAGCCCUUGGAGUCAAAGGUGAAAAUCAUUCAGCGGGCAUGGCGUGAGUACCUGCAGCGGCAGGACCCCCUGGAGAAGAGGAGCCCAUCCCCACCCUCCGUCUCAGAAAAGCUGAGCAGCUCCGUUUCCAUGAACACCUUUUCUGACAGCAGCACACCGUUUGCUAAGGCCCCUUUGGGGAAGAUUUACCCUUAUAUCUCUCAGGAGUUGCAGCAACCUGGGGACAAGCUGCCCAAUGAAAUGAAGGUGAUUCUACUCCACCUUGGCCAGCCUUCCAGACCCACUGGUUUCAAUACUCUCAGGGAGCCCCAGGCAGGAAGAUCUGGUUUUCUUAACCUCCAAUGA
Molecule: messenger RNA, 537 nt
Organism: Lemur catta (Ring-tailed lemur)
Lineage: Eukaryota; Metazoa; Chordata; Mammalia; Primates; Lemuridae
Gene: IQCJ
Product: IQ motif containing J
Source: RefSeq, a predicted model, not a curated record